Ceraceosorus guamensis is the source of this 879-nucleotide messenger RNA. RefSeq lists its product as hypothetical. Lineage: Eukaryota; Fungi; Basidiomycota; Exobasidiomycetes; Ceraceosorales; Ceraceosoraceae. Bases 92 to 622 code for a protein of 176 amino acids. The transcript has 2 exons. The record is from RefSeq and is a predicted model, not a curated record.
UAUUCUCCGAAUCCGCUUUGUACCGAGACUUGAAUCUCGCUCGCUCGACCAUUCUAUACACAAAGCCGCAUUCUCAAAUCGCACCUUCACCAUGUCCUUUCAGAUGCCCCUAACUUACCGCGUCCUCUUUGGAGCAUUCGACCUGUUGCUUCCAAUCUUUGGAACCUACGGGCACAUCUUCGCCGCAAAGAAUGUGGUCUUGGCAGGUUUCACCGGAGCCAAGCGGGGUCCGGUCUGGCCGCCUGCGCCAGAGACGAGGGUUUUGCUGGAUGGUAUGGCAGGUUGGUACGUCGCUCUGAUCACUUUGCAAAUCUUUGCCAUCACCAAAAGACCCAAAGAUUGGGCGCUGUGGCAAACGUUGAACCUUUCCAUCUUCUUCGUGGAUGCUUUCAUGUUGCUCGGCUUUGCAAGGGGCCUUUCCCUUGAAGGAAAGCUCAACGACACUUCUCAAUGGCGCGGACAGGAUUGGGGCAACAUUGCUGGGUACGCCUUCAUCGGACUCGUCAGGCUAGCUUUCGUCGCAGGUGUAGGAGUUCAGGUCAAGCCCGGAGGCAAUCCUUUGGCAUUCCCAGAAGAAGCCAAACAAGGCCAGAACAAGGCUGUGGCCAAAAAAAAGAAGUGAAAAAGCGAAACGUCCACGAUCGGCAUCACUUCACGAAAACGCACAAAGACGUCUUUUUGCUCCCCCUGCACGGAUUCCUUUGCACAUUGUGGGGUCCCAUCGUCUUUCUCGUUUCACAGACGGCGGCCCUAUGUAGCAUUUGGAGCGAAAAUUCCAUGUCACGCAUUGCACUUGCAUGCUUACAUCUCGCCAGACACACUCUCUAGAGUCCAAACCGUCCUCAGAUCGAAGAGGAAGAGAUGAAGAACCAUUUGCUG